Messenger RNA from Punica granatum (pomegranate), 1684 nucleotides. The record is from RefSeq and is a predicted model, not a curated record. NCBI's taxonomy places the organism in Eukaryota, Viridiplantae, Streptophyta, Magnoliopsida, Myrtales, Lythraceae.
GAGAGAAAAACGCGUGCAUACAAUUAAGAGGACUCAGUCCCAUGGAGAUCACUGUACUCCAUUGCCACACCAUUCUCUUGUCUCUUGCCUUCCUUGGCAUUACGAUAGGCUGCUCCGGGACCAACAGGCAAUUACACGACUUUGGGGUGUCGGCACACAAUCCGGAGCUCAAGCAGUCUCGAUCCUUCUAUCCGAAUGAGGAUAACACUCUAAGCCAACAGUCACUGCCAGAAAACUAUGCAAGGAGAGUGAAGAAAUUCUCAUACAAGGAGGUACAAUCUAUCGCCUUGGGCUGGGCUGAUCGAUUCUUCGGGUUCAAAUUCUCUUCCAUUGUCAAUUGCUACAAAUCCCUUCUUCCAACGACCGGAAGCUCUUCUGAAGAGCAAGUGGAAGCAGAAGGACUAAAAUUGGAUCAUCACAAGAUGUUCUUCAUUUUUGGGGAUUCCUUGUUCGAUGCAGGCAACAAUAUCUACCUUGACGGAAAAUAUUCUCCAGCUGCCUACUAUCCAUUCGGGUUCACCUACUUCACCAACGCCACCGGAAGACUAUGCGACGGGCGCAUCGUCCCCGACUUUAUUGCUCAGUUCGCGAAUCUGCCUCCUAUUCCACCAUCACUGCAACCCGGGGCAACUAUCUCUUACGGAGUCAACUUUGCAUCAGCUGGAGCGACUGUUCUAGACUCGUACCCUGGACAAAGUUUGAAAUAUCUCAAUCUUAGAAAGCAGUUGAGCCAAUUUAAAGAAGUGACAAGGAAAUUGAAUGCAACAUUAGGCUCCUCUCGAACAAGAGAAGUCUUGAGCAAAGCUGUCUACCUGUUUAGUAUCGGGGGAGACGACUACGGUGACUAUUACUCGAACCUCGCUGAGGAAGGUCGUAGCCCGACCUGGUCGGAGCAACAGCAACAAGUGAAUGCUGUAAUAAGCAACUUAACGAGAGCACUUACCGAAAUUUAUGAACAGGGAGCGAGGAAAAUUGCAUUCCAGAACGUGGGGCCGAUGGGUUGCGUUCCCCAGUUCCAAAUUAACUAUCCUAAUUUAAGUUGGAGCUGUGCUCCGGAGCUGCUGUCCAUGCCAAUAUUACACAACAAGGAACUCUAUGGAGCCCUCACCGAUUUUGCAGAACGUUUAGAGGGGUUCAAGUUCUCCGUUUUCGACUACUUCUCCUCCCUUCUUGACAGAAUUGAUCAUCCUUCCGAUUAUGGUUUUGAAUCCGGGAGCACACCAUGCUACGUUAGCAAUGACAAUGGGUACAAAGGAUUGGGGUCAGAUAAAUCAGGAAACACUAAGCUUUGCGAGUACCCGGCCGCAUACUUGUUCUUUGAUGUAUAUGGCCACACGACUCAACAUGCCAAUCAACAGUUAGCCAAGCUCAUCUGGGACGGGGACCCUUCAAUCACAAGACCAUAUAACAUGAAGGAAUUAUUCGAAGAGAACAAUCCCUAUGUCAAGCUACCAAAAAAUAAAUAAUAAUAAUAAUAAUCCCAAUAUUAAAUUAUUGUCAGUCAUUAGGGUUGUUAGUAGCAUUGAGAUUCAUAACUGAUGGUUUAGGGUCUUUAAGUACUGAUAUAUUCUCAAUAUGUCUUGGUCGCACCAAUCUUAUAGUUUCAUUCAAACUAUUUAUGUCGUGCUUCUAAUAAGUGGUAUGAAAGCCAUUUAUGGCUAUUGCCAGGGAUCGAUCAAGACAA